This is a messenger RNA of Leptosia nina, 1242 nucleotides long. The record is from the annotation of a GenBank genome assembly. Lineage: Eukaryota; Metazoa; Arthropoda; Insecta; Lepidoptera; Pieridae.
AUGAAGAAAAACAUUCGAGACCGAAAACAUGUCCGCUUCUGUACAGACUUCGAUAAAUCGAUAGUUAUCAACAGUUUUCAAAGGCGAGGUUGGAAGGAGGUUUCCCCUGAAGAUGAUUGGAAUAUUUACUGGUCCAAUACGUUAAACUGUCGAAAUAUCUUCAACCUGGAGAAUGGAUAUAGAUUACACGAUAAUCAACUGAUAAAUCACUACCCCAAUCAUUACGAGUUAGUCCGCAAAGAUCUAUUGGUGAAAAACAUAAGACGUUACCGUAAGGAUCUGGAGAAAGACAACAAUCCCCUCGCCGAAAAAGGGCAAAUUAAACUCGCUGACGGACAGACUGUCAAUCGUUAUUUAUAUUUAGAUUUUAUUCCCACGACGUACAUCCUACCCACAGAUUACAACCUUUUCCUUGACGACUACCGCAAGUCGCCGCAAACAAUGUACAUUCUAAAACCGUGUGGAAAAUCCCAGGGCGCCGGAAUAUGUUUGAUAAAUAAGCCUUCGAAGCUGAAAAAGUGGUCCCGAGAAUCAAAAAAAUAUUUACAACACCAACUGACUAGCAAGGACACGUAUGUUCUUUCACGUUACAUUGAUAAUCCCCUUUUGAUCGGGGGUAAGAAAUUCGAUUUGAGGAUUUACGUCCUCGUUACAUCUUUCCGGCCCUUAAAAGCUUAUAUGUUCCGGAAUGGUUUUUGCAGAUUCUGUUCAUUGAAGUAUGACACGAGUCUAGCCGAGCUCGAUAAUAUUUAUGUACAUCUGACGAAUGUUAGUGUGCAAAAACACGGCGAAGAUUACAAUGUGCACCACGGGGGGAAAAUGGGGAUACAAAAUUUAAAAUUGUAUUUAGAAGGUACAAGAGGCCGUGUGGUGACCGAACGGCUAUUUGAGGAGAUGCAGUGGCUGAUCGUACAUUCUUUAAAGGCUGUAGCUCCGGUGAUGGUUAAUGAUCGACACUGUUUCGAAUGCUAUGGCUACGAUAUUAUCAUUGAUGACAAUUUGAAACCGUGGCUGAUUGAAGUGAACGCUUCGCCCUCGAUGACAGGGACCACAACUAACGAUAGAAUAUUGAAAUACAAUUUAGUGGAAAACUUACUAUCAAUUGUACUGCCGCCAGAUGGUGUACCUGAUGCGCGCUGGAACAAAACCCCUAGUACUGAAUCAUUGGGUGAUUUUGAUACACUAAUUGACGAGGAAUUCUUGAAUAAAAACCCUGAGAUUAAUUCUGAUAGAAACAAUUAA